Molecule: messenger RNA, 469 nt
Organism: Nicrophorus vespilloides
Lineage: Eukaryota; Metazoa; Arthropoda; Insecta; Coleoptera; Silphidae
Gene: RpL36
Product: 60S ribosomal protein L36
Exons: 2
Coding region: 88-408 (106 amino acids)
Biological process (GO): cytoplasmic translation
Cellular component (GO): ribosome; cytosolic large ribosomal subunit
Molecular function (GO): structural constituent of ribosome
Source: RefSeq, a predicted model, not a curated record
CCGGAAACGACUCUGCCAUCUUCCUUUUAUUUCGUGGGCUGCUAAACAGAACACGCGAGUUUCUGUUAAACAAAAUAUUUCAUAAAUAUGGCUCCAAGGUACGAUAUGGCCAUUGGCCUUAACAAGGGUCACAAAACCACAAAGUUGAUAGGCAACAAGAACAGGCCCUCAAGAAGCAAGGGUGUUUUGACCAAGCACACCAAAUUUGUGCGUGACUUGAUCCGUGAGGUAUGUGGACAUGCCCCAUAUGAGAAGCGCGCCAUGGAAUUGUUGAAGGUGUCCAAGGAUAAGAGGGCUCUUAAGUUCUUGAAGCGCCGUUUGGGCACCCACAUCCGCGCCAAGAGGAAGCGUGAAGAGCUCUCCAACAUCUUGACCCAAAUGCGUAAGGCUCAAGCUCACGCUAAGUAAUGUAAACAAAUACAGUACUUUUAAUUUUUUUGAAUAAUAAAAUAUUGAUAUAUUCCACAAA